Kockovaella imperatae is the source of this 1385-nucleotide messenger RNA. RefSeq names its product phosphatidylserine decarboxylase-domain-containing protein. The record is from RefSeq and is a predicted model, not a curated record. Bases 145 to 1350 code for a protein of 401 amino acids. Gene Ontology annotation, molecular function: phosphatidylserine decarboxylase activity. Gene Ontology annotation, biological process: phospholipid biosynthetic process. NCBI's taxonomy places the organism in Eukaryota, Fungi, Basidiomycota, Tremellomycetes, Tremellales, Cuniculitremaceae. The transcript is spliced from 14 exons.
AAAUGCCCCGAGCUGCGGAGAUCAUCCAAUUAGUCCAAGAUGUAUUUAUAGAGUGGAUCGUCACCAAUCGACCGCGGCACCAACACCUUGACGCCUCUAUCAGGCCAGCAACACCUCACACACACAUACACUCACACCAACGCCAUGUCCAACAACCCCGGAGCCACCGAGCAGCUGCCUGAUGAGAUGGGAGAGCCACUCGAAAAGUCGCUGGACCACCUCGUGGAGCAUUCCCGACCAUGGCACGACGUGGGCGAGAAUGACGAGCUAGCUCCCAGCGAGAAGCGCCAGGACCUGAUCCAUGCGCAUGGAGGGGAGUCAAAGUCCUGGAUCAAAAAGCUUUGGCCAUCUUCGGAGACGGUCGAUCACUUGUUCAAGUAUGAGCACAUGGGGAACUAUGUGAUUGAUCGACAAAAUGGGCGGAAGAUCUUUGAGUCCAUGCCGCUGUACGUGCGUGUUGGUAUGCACCUGCUCUUUGUGUCCGGCGCAACCUACAUGUCAUACCCGUCAAUCGAGAGCAUGCUCGAGAGCAAGUCGCAGCGACAGGGCGAACUUUACGACGAGACUGGCCCCGGAGUCAAGGAACACAUCCAGUCGUUUAUCGACACGUACAAGCUGCCUCUGAACGAGCUACUGAUCCAGGAUCUCGACAAAUAUCCAACAUUCAACUCGUUCUUCUCGAGGCGACUCGCGCCGAGUGCACGACCCAUCACAUCGCCAGAGGACACGUCGAUCGUUUGCGUACCCUCUGACUGCAGGUUGACCGUGUUCCAGACGGUGGAUCAGGCCAAGCAGUUCUGGAUCAAAGGGAAGCAAUUUACGCUCAAGACGCUGCUCUGUGGGGAUAAUGGCGAAGAGGAUGAAGGCCUUCAGGCCGUGUGGGGAGAUGAGAAGAGCGCGGUUGCCGUCUGUCGACUUGCUCCUCAGGAUUAUCACCGAUUCCAUUCGCCCGUAGAGGGGACACUCGUUAGCUUGAAGGAUAUCAAGGGAACUCUCUACACCGUCAACCCGCAGGCGGUCAAUGAGGAUCUCAAUGUCUUCACGCUCAACAAGCGAGCGGUCAUGCUGAUUCACGCCAAUCUCGGCCCUGGACGAGAGCAAGUGCCGGUUGUCCUCGUCGCCGUGGGAGCCAUGCUAGUCGGAAGUAUCGGCUGGUCUAAAAAGCCGGGCGACAAGAUCGCCAAGGGCGAAGAUAUGGGAUGGUUCCAGUACGGCGGGUCGACCGUCAUUUGCGUCUUCCCAUCCGCCACCGGCAUCACUUUCGACGAGGACCUCGUGACGCACUCCAAGGCCAGCAUGGAGACGCUCGUACGAGUCGGCAUGGAGAUGGGAAAAGUGGCUCCUGCUUAGAAAGUAGAUCGAAGUAUCAUGGUAGGCCUAUAUGU